CUCUCUAUACUUUUCAACUUUAGUUUAUCGCAAUAUUUUUGUUUACUUCACUUCUUAGAAUGUGUUAAUUUUUCAUUCAUUCAUUCAUUUACCACCCUAAUUUACCAUACUUUCUGUCAUCCAUACUGUAGUACCCAAAAUUUAUUAAAAGGUUUAUUGUGCAUCUAAUCAUGAGCGUAAAUUUUUAUAAAUGUGAAGAUUUGUUGGGUGUUAGUGACAGAAAAUUGAUAGCCAUUGCUAGAGCCUACAUGUGUUUGACUUUUCCCGAGGGGAGGGGGAGUUGUUGCUACUUGCUAUAAAGACAAAUAAACAAACAACAAAAGUUACACGUUUUGUUUGGUUUUUUUAAAAAAAUAAAAUAAAAAAAAUACUCAACUAACCCCUUAAAAAAAUACUACUCUUGUUUCGGUUCGAAACGGUUAGCGUCCUCGCAAGAGUCCGCCAAGUCUUGAGAGCUCACGUCCUUGCUGGAAAGCUGCACAGGAUGCAAACGUAAACUACCCUCGGGGUGGUUUUGAGGAAACCCCCUCCGACGCUCAAGUCAGAUAUUUGGACCAAUAGGAUGUAGAGAGAGAAAAGAGAGAGAGAGAUAAGCUAUUUUUAGUGUGUAAGAGAAUGUACCUGCAGAAUAGUACCAUUGGGGUAUUUAUAGAAGUACUAUUCCUCUGACAGUACGUAUGAUCCUUUGACACGUGUAGGGCUAUGACGCAUUUGACAGGUGGGAAGAUUCCCUCUAUUUUGUCUUGUUAGGCGUCCGCCAACACUCCCGGUCCCAGGUGAUGAACUGGCUCGAAAGAUCCCUUUAAUGGUUUUAUCGCACUCGCGUCCAUAGGUACAUUCGCGGUCGCUAGUGAGAAGGCCGUUAAUGAACUUGGGUUAUACCCAUACAACUAGCCCCCCAGCAUCUUUUGUGGUCGCGACCACUGGAGAUGUUGUCGGAUGGACGCGGACAUUUUUGUGACGGUAUUUUUAUAUUUCUUUUUACUUUUAUUUUGAUCUUUUAUCCUUUCUUAGUGGGGUAGGUUUGUGGGGUGCCACGUGUCGUCGUAGGGAGUUGAAGGAUUUCGAAAAGUUAAUGAUUACCUUUUCCGAAAAUCCGCCCAAAUGCUUUACUAGGUUUUAAUGUAGGCUUGACACUUGGCACGUAUCUGAGAGGAAGUUGAAGAGUUUACUCGAUCUUAACCGCUCAUCCUGGUAUAAAAACAAAAGGCGGUUUUUAUUUCUGACUUUUUAUCUCAUUUUUCAAAGAGCUUCCUCCUUCCUUACUUUUACUCUCUGGCAAAAACCUCCAUAACCAAAGCUUACAUUGCUCUAAAGCUUGCUUUUUAGUGCUCCGUUGCCACCAAAAAGCCCGUCACUUUCUUGGUUUUCUUCUUCCGAUUCCGGUGACACUCAGGAUUUCGCUUUUUCUUGACUUGUAUUUUCCGGGUUUUACCUUGCUUUGGUUUUCGUGAUUUUUCGGUGGUUUUCCGGUCCAAGGUCUCAGCUUUUGGUGUUUUGGAGUUUUAUCUGUCUUUUCGGCAAGUUUCGCUCCCUGUCUCUUCUCUUUUUUCGGCGAUUUUACACUUCCAGGUAAUUACAUACUUCUUCCCUCAUUUCCGUUUCUUUUUCUUGUGUUUGCCAUGUCGGACCAAUCUGAUAGCCAAAAUGCCUUCAAUGAGGUUUUUAUGAUUGAAAGUGACCCUUCUUCCCCCUCUAUUGACCAAGCCUAUGAGUCUGACCCUAGCCCUGUGGGAAGAACUAGGUUGUUGGCGGACAUACCCCCUACUGUUGAUAGAGAAAAAGAGUUGAGGUCUAAGUUCCUUAACGACCCUGCUACUCCUGAGGAGCAAAAUCUGACUUUGAAAUAUCUGAAUGCUAGCCAGAGUGGUGAUAAGCAGACGCUUAGGGAACUUAGGCAUCAGAUUUUAGCUAGGCGCACCCGUAGGCACCCGCCAACAGAUGCCGUCCCUGGUCUUGAUGUCCUUCCUCUUAGGGAACAUGCUUGGUUAGAUAGCUUGGCGGAUGCGGGGGUUAGAGUUUCGUCCGACUUUUACGACCGUUUGCAGGAGUGCACCACUCCUAACCCCCCUAUUGUUGAUUUAGGUGACGACAGUGCUUCACCUGCUAUGGCCCAAGAGGACAAUACUGAGGUUGUUUAUCAGCGUCGCACUGGAGUGGCGGCUUCCAAAGCCCCAAUGGUUGAAGAGAGUUCUCGGUCGGGCCGAGAGGGGGAUGAUGAGGUGGGUCCUGGAACCAAUGCUGUCUGGCUUCCUGAGGACGCCUGUAAUGGUCCUCUUUCUGUAGUGAUAGAUGAGUCCUGGCGUCGAGAGGCUUUGGAGUUGCAUUAUCCCCGGGUGGCCCGGGAUUUAUACCACAUGCCGGCCCCUUACCGAUUGAUUGUGCCGUCAGAAGGAUCUAUUAUAACGGACUGUCCUCCCGGUCAUGUGGCCGUUUACACACAUCACUUCGAGUUUGGUCUCCGUUUUCCUCUGGAUUCCUUUUUGGUGGAGAUUUUGAAUGCCUUCAACGUUUGCUUGGCCCAACUGACUCCUCUGGCCGUCCGCAACCUUAUUGCGUAUAUAUGGGUGAUACGCUUUCUGGACUUUCCCCCUACCCUCAAUUUGUUCCGCCAUCUUCAUUGGUUGAAGAAGAACGGGUCCUCCCGUCUGGCUGGAUGGUGGUCUCUUAUGACGGCUGAUAAGAAGAUGACGGUUCAGCCCAAGAUGACCAGCCUGAAAGGCUGGCAGGAUGCCUUCUUCUGGGUACGGGUGCCGGACGACUCCCUGUACGCCGCCAUUUUACUGAACCUGCUCCGCAUAUGGAGCACUUGACUCUGAAGCCGCUAACUGGGGAAGAGUUAGCGGCUUAUGAUUACUUUGAUUCGGUCGAUUACGAUAUCACUUAUGAGGAUGGGAGAGUUGUUAAGUCUAAAGAGCCUUCAACCUGGCUUCCCCAUACGAAGUACAUCUUGGGGACAAGCCCUUGUCGGCUCUCUUAUUGUCUCCUGCCCAUGAGAAUGGUCUUGGCUGCCUUGAUCUUGACAUUCUUGGCGUCGACGACGACUAUAAACCACUAACACAUUUACCUGCUCCUCCUCCUUCCGACUACCUGACAAUGCACAGUGCUACCAAUGGUCGCGGGGAGGGAACCGUCAUGGCCCCCAAACCGCUCCGAGAAGGGGUCGUGGCGCGUCACCAGCACUCGCGUCCCUGUGGUUGCAGCCACUUCUGCUGCCAACUCACCUACCGUCCCCUUGAGGUCCUCCACCACCAGGACCGUCACCAGGGGUGGCACUUUGAAUAGGAGGCGCUCCCGGGAACAAGCUGCUGAGGACUCUGCCGCCAACAAGAGGUAGGCAGUAGAGGGCCCAUCUGUCAAUGAAGUCCUUGUUGAGGACUUGGAUCCUUCUGCUGAGGAAGUACGAGAUGAGGGCGCCACUGCUCCUGGUGCCGGCACAGCUGUGGGUGGUUCUCUGGUAUCUCAAAACACUUCUUCUAUUAAGGAGAAGUUGAGAGAGCUGAUUGCCACUCCUAGCUUCCUCUCCAACCUUUCUCCUGGGAUCUUUUAUAGGUUCAGGGAAUGGAUUGAGAAGAAGGAGGUGCCGUUAAGCGACACGGUGGCGGCCGCUUUCGCUCCUCAGGCUGUGACCCCUGGCAAGAUCUAUCAGCCAAAUUGGGACGUUAGGGAGGAUGAAUCCUUGUACUCUGACAUCCCUGAGAACGGUGGCAUUCUUGCCUACCGUAUUCUCAAGGGUAUGCAGCUGCCCUUGGAUCGCCCUUCAGGCUCUCUGAAGACUCCUGCUGCUAGGCUGGCUCAUGACCAGUUAGUGGUAUGAUUUUAACUCUUCUCUUUCUUUUUUUUCUUUUUUUUUUUUUUUUUGUUUUUGCUAACGUCCCUUAUUUUCUUUCAUAGGCCAACAAUGCUGCUAUCGAGCUGAUAGAGCAGUACUUGGAGUACCAGAGGCUGGCGGACUCCUACAAAACCUCGCUGGAGACUUGCCAGGAGUUACUUCAGGAGGCCGAGAAGAAGGUGGCGCCUCUAGAGGAUGAAGUGGCG
Beta vulgaris subsp. vulgaris (sugar beet) is the source of this 4038-nucleotide messenger RNA. RefSeq lists its product as uncharacterized. The coding region runs from base 1623 to 2813 and encodes 396 amino acids. The record is from RefSeq and is a predicted model, not a curated record. Lineage: Eukaryota; Viridiplantae; Streptophyta; Magnoliopsida; Caryophyllales; Amaranthaceae. The transcript has 2 exons.